This is a messenger RNA of Haliotis rubra (blacklip abalone), 2130 nucleotides long. Its product is annotated as cubilin-like. NCBI's taxonomy places the organism in Eukaryota, Metazoa, Mollusca, Gastropoda, Lepetellida, Haliotidae. The record is from RefSeq and is a predicted model, not a curated record. The transcript has 9 exons. The coding region runs from base 458 to 1522 and encodes 354 amino acids.
GUAGUGGCUAUACAGUUGUAAAAUCUGUAGUUUUACUUCCGUCAGAGGAACACGCCCUGGGAUUAAGGUUCCCGUGGUACCCGUGCUAGUCAAAAGUGAGUAAGGGAGUGAGUUUAGUUUUACGCCGCUUUAAGCAAUAUUCCAGCAACAUCAUAGCGGGGGACACCAGAAAUGGACUUCACACAUUGUACCCAUAUGGUGCUAGUCAAAAGGAUAUGCGUAUUCUUUCUGUGUUUCCCAUCUAACGCCCGAGUUGAAUUUUCAAUCCGUGAAAUUUAAACAAGUCUUCUCAUCUCAAUUUUCUGUGGAAAUGUACUCCCAUUUGUGAUGACAUCAUUCUCCUCGUUGUAUUUGUUUUUCCGCUGGGUGAGGCUGGAGAUGAGAAGCACAUACGAGAGUACCGAUACCCCGAGAGUUACACCGUACGUGCUUCCAGAAAAGGAGAGAUGCUGACACUAUGGACUUCCAGCACCAACCCAAGUGCUCGGAAGAGGGGAAGCCAUACUACCGAGCUGAAGAGACGGAGCUGGUGAUUGGGCAAGCUGUGGACGGCCCUGGGGUCAGAUACCUGGUGGAGGUCAAGGCCGAAGGGUACAGAUGUAAGGAAGAGCCUAACGAUAUCAUGGUAUCAGGACAAACCAACACCCUCCGCAUGGACCUCCCUGUCUUCCAGGGAACGACAAGUUCUACCCAGUGUACAUUCCGGCUGAAGGCGACUGGAGCAGACAGCCUCGUCAGUUUAACGUUUAAGGACAGCAACCUGGUCCGAAGGGCAGGGGUACAGUGCAGCGGCGACUACUUCGUGGUGUACGACGGAUACAACCGGUCGUCACCCCGACUCGGGGAAUACUGUGGUCAGCGAUUCACUCGGCCGCCGGUCUUCUCAAGUACAUCUGCUUACCUCUUUGUGGAACUCGUCGCCUCAACAGCCGGGCACUUCGUUCAUGUCACGUGGGAAUACUCCGCAGUGGAAGACAACAGGUGCUUCGGGACUACGGAUCUUGAAUCAUCGGGGAGAGACCAGUUCCUGGAAUCACCAGGUUAUCCGACUCCCUAUGCAAGGAAUCUGAGUUGCGUGUACCUGGUCACCUCACCGGGUGGUCACGCCGUCAUCCUGGAACUGCUCGACCACUCCCUCCCUACUGACUGUUCUGACAACAUCACCGUGUUUGACGGUAACAGCACGACAAGCCCCGUGUUGGCGACCUGGUGCACGUCCAGUAACACCACCCUGACCAGCUCCAACUCCGCUGUACUACUCAAGUUUACAUCUAGCCCUCUCUCCGGAACUAGCAGGUUCAGGGUCAGAUAUGUGGACGACGUACCUAAGUUUGCUUCCCCUGAGGACCCCCGCGUCCUCCCCGCUAUAGCAGCAGUGGUGGGACUCGCCAACAGCGUGGGGUUGGUGUUCCUUGUGUCGGCGACCUGCUGCUACUACAGGAACAAGGCCCAGAAGAAACAGAUGGUGAUAGAGAAACACCUGGAUCUGCCAGACGAAGAGACGAAGGAAUCUCAACAAUAAGGAUAUAAACUGUAUAUCUAUGUAUAAACUGUGUUUGACAAUCUUUGACUUGGUGACUCUAACAAGUAAAGUAAAGGAAAUGGAGCACGUUGAUGUCUUAAUGAUAUUUGACAUUAUCAGGAAUAUAUCACUUUAUGUACAGUCCAUGAAGUUAUUGUUGCUAUGACUGAACUGUAGUUGUCAGUGCCAAACUCAAUAUAUAUAUUUUGUGCUUCGAAUAACACAAUCACAUCCAUUGAUGACAAGCUUGUGCUAAUGACCGCAUUUAUUCAUGUAUGUUCUCAUAAUGUGUUCAUAUGUCACGAAUAUCCCCAUAUUUACAUGGAUUCUGAAUGAUGCCAUGGCACCCUGAUCAGAUCUUCCAAGUGUGAUGGUAUUGGAGAUCAUUAGUGACAUGGAAUCGUCAGUGAACCAAUGCAGCUUUAAUGUACUUGUGUUGGUACUUCGUGUCUUCCUCUGAUUAGUUCGUUCGUUCGUCAGUGACAGUUUCAUGCUACAGUGAACAUUUUCCCAGCGAGAACCUUUGACUGUGUUUGCCUUUUGGAUAACAGCGUUAUCAUCUACGCAGAAACAUCGCAUACAUGGAAAUAAAGAACUUGCAUAUCAUA